Elaeis guineensis (African oil palm) is the source of this 781-nucleotide messenger RNA. RefSeq lists its product as uncharacterized. NCBI's taxonomy places the organism in Eukaryota, Viridiplantae, Streptophyta, Magnoliopsida, Arecales, Arecaceae. The record is from RefSeq and is a predicted model, not a curated record.
CUCAAAAUCCCCCUUUCCUCGCCCACGGCGCUCCUUGCCUCCCUUUCACCCUCCUUCCGAAAAAUCCCCAGUUAUAUCCACCGAUGGAGGCUGGGCGGCGGACGGCGGUGGUGGAGGCGUGGACGCCGCCCUACUGCACGGUGGUGGGCGUGGACACGAGCGGCGGCUUCUGGUACCGCGCCUGCUCCAACUGCGAGCGGACCCUACCCGACGACCACCGCAACCCGAAUUCCAACCCCACCUGCCGCCUCUGCAGCCAAAGAACUUUCGCCCCUCCCUCUAAGCGCCUCUACCGCCUCCUCGUGUCGAUUGCUACGGUGGAUAAGGUCAUGGUGGUGGUGUGCUUCGACCGGGCGGCGCGGGUUCUGAUGGGGUGCUCCGCCGACGAGUUCGUGGACUUCUGUAGGGCCCACCCCUUGGCGGCGGAGAAGGCGGCGGAGGUGCUGGAGGGGGAGAUGUGCCGGAUGACGCUGAGUCCCUCGAAGAAGGGCAACGCCGAGCACCUCCGGGUGGCCGCCGUGGAGCCGCUCCGGACUGGGUUCCGGCCGGUCAUCGAGACGCUGAGGAAAAUGUAUGGCGUCGGUACUUCAAAGACCAAAUCUUGAAAACUAUUUUUGCUGUGAUGGCUGUUUUGUUCUCUGCAAAGUAAUGCGGCCUAGUUAUACAAUGUAUUUUUCAGGAGACUCUUUCUUCUCCAACUCGCUUUCUUUCAUGAACAAGCAUAUAACCUGCGCGAUUCGCAGGAUGGGAUUUAUGCUCUUCUUAUUUCACUCCUUUGAAG